Oryza brachyantha (malo sina) is the source of this 1349-nucleotide messenger RNA. RefSeq names its product sphinganine C4-monooxygenase 1-like. The record is from RefSeq and is a predicted model, not a curated record. Lineage: Eukaryota; Viridiplantae; Streptophyta; Magnoliopsida; Poales; Poaceae. Gene Ontology annotation, molecular function: iron ion binding; oxidoreductase activity. The transcript is spliced from 3 exons. The coding region runs from base 328 to 1122 and encodes 264 amino acids. Gene Ontology annotation, biological process: lipid biosynthetic process.
GCAACACAUAGGAGUAGUGGGCGGCUCGCCUUCUCCCGUGGCGGUCCUCCUCCUCGCCUCCGGCCGAAAAAGAUAAAAAAGGAGACAUCUUUGUAGGAGUCGCCGGUCUCGCCGCCUUUCUCAGACCCCGCCCGCCCGCCGGGCGACAUUGCCCCCCUCUUCCCGUUGCUAUAAGUACUUUCGCCGGAGAGGCGGCCUGCAGCAUAACCACUCGCUUUGGAGAGCAGGAAGCAGCAGCAUAUCUUUGCUUCGUCUUCCCUGUCCAGCUGCCGGAAGUUGCAGAGGUGAGAGAGGAAGUUUCAGAGUGCUCUGCGCGUGGCGCCGAAGAUGGCAUUCGCGGUCUCCGACGAGCUGCUGGGCACCUUCGUGCCGAUUGCGGUGUACUGGCUCUACUCCGGGCUGUACAUCGUGCUGGAUGCGAUGGGGAUGGACGACUACCGGCUCCACCCCAAGGGGGAGGAGGCCACCAAGAACGUCGUCUCCAAGUGGACCGUCGUCAAGGGCGUCCUCGUCCAGCAGGCCUUCCAGAUUGCCGUCUCGCUCCUCCUCUUCACGGUCAUUGGUGAUGAAAGUGGUACUGUGAGGAAGCAGCCUCCUGCUCUGGUGAUAGCAUUGCAAUUCAUCAUCGCGAUGUUUGUUAUGGACACAUGGCAGUACUUCAUGCACAGAUAUAUGCACGUCAACAAGUUCUUGUACAAGCAUGUCCACUCCAAGCACCACAUUCUUGUAGUCCCAUAUGCUUUCGGAGCUCUCUACAACCAUCCACUUGAGGGCCUUAUCCUGGACACCAUCGGUGGCGCCCUCUCCUUCCUCAUCGCCGGCAUGACUCCUAGGACGGCCAUAUUCUUCUUCUCGUUCGCGACCAUCAAGACCGUCGACGAUCACUGCGGCCUGUGGCUCCCAGGUAACAUCCUCCAUGUUUUCUUCAGCAACAACAGCGCCUACCAUGACAUUCACCACCAGCUCUACGGAAACAAGUACAACUUCUCGCAGCCCUUCUUUGUCAUGUGGGACAAGAUCCUCGGAACAUACAUGCCAUACACUCUUGAGAACCGCAAGGGAGGUGGAUUUGAGGCACGCCCGAUUAAGCUCAAUCUGGCAGAACAGAGCAAGACCGAUUAAGCUCUCAAUCUAGCAGCGCAGAGCAAGACCAAUUAAUCAAUGUGCCUUUUCUGCUGCCGUCUUCCUGCCAGUGCACAAAGAUCUUGCUGUAGUAUUAUUGCCUGAUUUUUCUAACUACAUUUCUGUUGUAGUUUGUAGAAGUCUUUUCAUGUCUAUAUACACAAAGCCUUUUGUGGCGAUGCCAUCUUGUACCAAGGUAUAGCAAAUAAAGCACUGUGUUCAAAGAA